This is a messenger RNA of Rotaria socialis, 690 nucleotides long. The record is from the annotation of a GenBank genome assembly. NCBI's taxonomy places the organism in Eukaryota, Metazoa, Rotifera, Eurotatoria, Philodinida, Philodinidae.
AUGGAAUUUCCACACAUUGGUGAACAUUGUUCUGUUACAACUUGCCAUCGGUUAGAUUUCCUACCGAUGAAGUGUGAUUCUUGUGCUGCUAUAUUAUGUAAAGAUCACAUCAAAUAUGACGAACAUCAAUGCCCAUUAGCUCAUCGUAAAAAUGUUCAAGUGCCUAUUUGUCCUUUAUGUAAUCAAGCUGUACCAUUACAACAUCGUGAUCAACCACCUGAUCACGCUGUGUCAGAUCAUAUCGAUCGCCAUUGCAAAUCUGAUCCAGCAAUGAAAAAACGUCGAAAGAUUUAUUCAAAUAGAUGUUCAUUUAAUUCAUGUAAACAACGUGAAGCAAUUCAAGUUAACUGUGAUAAAUGUUUGAAAACAUUUUGUUUGAAACAUCGAUUUCCUGAUGAUCAUAAAUGUGCAGGAUUUGAAAACACAGGUCGAGUGAUGAAUCUCGCUGGUGCUGCAGCUCUAGAGCGUAUGAAAAAGGCAAAUGUUAAUGUUACUAAUAAGAAUUCAUCAAGCGAUUCAAAACCAACGAACGAUGAUGAUGACGAAGAAUCAAUUGCAUUAGCAAUUAAAUUAUCUUUGAAUCAAACGACACAAGAAGAAAACGAUUUUCUCUUAGCAAAAGCUUUACAAGAAAGUGAACAGGAAGAAGCUCGAGCACGUCGCUCUACUGGCAUUACAACUAAAGGUUGA